CUAUUACUCUUUGCAACACAAGCACCAAUGGUUCUUCCUUUUCUUCACAAUCGUAUGCUUAUGCUCUAGUUGGAGACUCCAAGAAGCAAAUGCAAUAUACAUCUACGGUGCAUUCCAAAUAUCAGUGACCACACUGUACGAUGCGUUGGCAUAACGUUUCUGGCGUUGUUGAAAGGCCUAGUGUAUAUGGUCUACUUUUGGAUCGAGACAAUUUUUCAUACUUCCUUUACAAUCCAAGGACUUAAAAAAUAUAUUGAUGUCAGUCCUGCUUACUAUGUGAUUGUCUGGGUUCUUCAAAAGGCUGUCAUAAUAUUCAUUGGAGGGCGCACUGUGCUUGGGAUAUCUUGCCUGUUUGGCUGUUUAUUCUACAUGUUUCGACAGAGGCACUUGUCAGUAGACAAUAAUAUUGAAGAAUUUCUGCAAAAUCAGAGAAAUUUCCAACCUAUCAGGUACUCAUAUUCACAAUUAAAGAAUAUGACCAACAAUUUCAAGAAUAAGUUAGGCCAAGGAGGUUUUGGUUGUGUAUAUAAAGGAAAGCUUCAAAGUGGUCGUGUUGUAGCAGUAAAAGUGUUAAUCAUGUCAAAAUCUAAUGGACAAGAUUUCAUUAAUGAAGUCGUUACAAUUGGAAGAAUUCACCAUGUUAACGUGGUAAGACUUGUUGGAUUUUGCGUAGAAGGAUCAAAAUGGGCCCUUAUAUAUGACUUUAUGCCAAAUGGGUCUCUUGAUAAGUUCAUCUUCAUUGAAAGAGAAAAGGGAAUUCCUUUGAGUUGGGAUAGAUUAUAUAGGAUUGCACUUGGAGUAGGACGCGGGAUUGAAUACUUACAUGAAGGGUGUGACAUGCAAAUUCUACAUUUUGAUAUCAAGCCUCACAAUAUUCUUUUGGAUGAAGACUUUACUCCAAAAGUUUCAGAUUUUGGCCUUGCGAAAUUGUAUUCAACAGAUGAAAGUAUUGUGUCUCUCACUGCAGCUCAAGGAACGUUAGGAUAUAUUGCUCCAGAGUUGUUUUAUAAAAAUAUUAGAGGUGUGUCGCAUAAAGCUGAUGCUUAUAGUUUUGGAAUGUUAUUGAUGGAAAUAGUGGGAAAACGGAGACAUGUGAGUGUACAUGAAGAGAAUCUAAAUGAAAUUUACUUCCCAUCAUGGAUUUAUGACAAAAUCAAGCAGGGAGAAGCCAUUGAAAUUGGAGAUGCCAAAGAAGAGGAUAUGAAAUAUAUAUUGAAGAUGGUCAUAGUUGCAUUGUGGUGUGUGCAGAUGAAGCCCAUGGACCGUCCUUCCAUGAGCAAAGCACUAGAGAUGCUAGAAGGUGAUGUUGAGCUCUUGCAAAUGCCUCCUAAGCCUACUCUUUAUUCUCAUGAAAUGUCAGCUGAGGAUCGGGAGAACAACCCAGUUGAUGUACCAAUUUCCUCAUGUAAUGCUAAUAUUACAAUCAGCCUAGAUGGAAGGUAACUUAACAUUUUAUCCACUUGUAGACUCUCUCUUGUUCUCUCUAUGGAUAUUAAUGCACUAGCUAGGCAGAACAAAGUUCCCUUUCUUUAUA
Messenger RNA from Vitis riparia (riverbank grape), 1534 nucleotides. RefSeq names its product rust resistance kinase Lr10-like. Gene Ontology annotation, molecular function: protein kinase activity; ATP binding. Gene Ontology annotation, biological process: protein phosphorylation. NCBI's taxonomy places the organism in Eukaryota, Viridiplantae, Streptophyta, Magnoliopsida, Vitales, Vitaceae. The record is from RefSeq and is a predicted model, not a curated record. The transcript is spliced from 7 exons. The coding region runs from base 187 to 1443 and encodes 418 amino acids.